Linum tenue is the source of this 3751-nucleotide messenger RNA. The record is from the annotation of a GenBank genome assembly. NCBI's taxonomy places the organism in Eukaryota, Viridiplantae, Streptophyta, Magnoliopsida, Malpighiales, Linaceae.
AAGCCCAAUUGAUAAAUUGAAAAGUCAUCGUACAAGCGGCCCACGUGAGAGCCAAGAAGCAGAAUCUAUUUUCUCAGGUUCGUAGCUCCGGAAGCGUGCCGGCUGCCGAAGAUCAGCGAGACAAACUGAAAGCUACCCCGGUCACCCGCUGUUCUGCCGUUUCCUCUUCCACUUUUCCCAUCAAUGGCGUUUCUCUUUAACAAAUUUCAAGAGGCAGUGAAAGUUCUUGCGAAAAGCCCCACAUUUGCUAGGGAUCCAAGGAAAAUGCAAUUCGAAGCAGACAUCAAUCGGCUAUUUCUGUAUACAUGCUACAAUCGAUUAGGUAAGAGUGCGGAAGAGGCUGAUGUGGACGAGGUAAUUGAAAUGGCCAAUAAAGCUUCUGUUGAUGAUCAGCAGAAGCAAGUGCAGGAAAACAUCCAUUCUCAAACUAGAAACUUCUCCACAGCUAUGGACUCUAUUCUUCUCUCUGACUCUACUGAAGGAGAUGGGGCAGGUGGUGGAAGCUCUAAAAACGCAGAUGCUGCCCCUCGCAGAAGUGGCCUUAGUCUUGCUGUUGGCCAGAGGGGGCCAUCUUCCAAGCAUCCAGCUAUUCCCAAGACAAAGCCGUUAAACCUUGCUGAAGUCUCUCUGAGAUUAAAGGAGAGCAUUGGCUACACACUUGAUCUCAAGCCGUCUCAGAUAUCCCAUGAGGCAGCUGGAACAGGUUUGUUUGUCAAUGGUGAAGCAGAUGUUGGCACCGUGAUUGCCUUCUACCCGGGUGUGAUUUAUGCCCCUGCUUACUACCGGUAUAUCCCUGGAUAUCCAAAGGUUGAUGCGAAGAACCCUUACUUGAUCACAAGGUAUGACGGAACUGUGGUCAAUGCUCAGCCUUGGGGUUCUGGUGGUGAAACUCGGGAACUAUGGGAUGGGUCAAGGCUUCCAGAAAACCAGCCCAUCUCACAUAGCAAUGAUGAGAAAGGAUCAGAUCGGCUUUGGAAAACACUCAGCAAGCCUUUGGAAGGGACACGAAUCAUUGGUGGUGUUGGUGAAAUCAUUGAGAGACGGAAUCCACUUGCUUUGGCUCAUUUUGCAAACCACCCUGCAAAGGGGAUGGCUCCUAAUGUCAUGAUUUGUCCAUAUGACUUCCCGUUGACUGAGAAGGAAAUGAGGACUUAUGUGCCAAAUGUUUCGUUUGGCAAUCCAGAAGAAGUAAGUAUGAGAAGAUUUGGCAGUUUUUGGUGGAGAACUGGGUCCAAAGAAAGCGGUUCUGAUGUCCCCAUUAUGAAGGCACUUGUCCUGGUGACUACCAGGGCGCUCUGUGAUGAAGAAGUUUUGUUGAACUACAGACUUAGCAACUCGAAGAAGCGGCCAGCAUGGUACACUCCAGUGGAUGAAGAAGAAGACAGGAGGAGAUGGAGCUAAAAGAUUUGUCCCUGAAGUAGUUUCAAACAUCUUUGUCUUGUUGCAGAGAUUAUUCUGAUGGCCUUAGGUCAUCCGGAAACCCGAGUUUACCCAUCAUAUCCCUUAAAAGCUUCAGUUCUCGUAGCUUUAAUUUCUAUUGAGGGAUACAUGCAAGAAAAUAUAGUCUGGGGUGAUCAGUUUUGCAUUCAUCUCGCAAAGUUGAGAGCAAUUUUAGACUUGAGUCAUGUACAACAACAUAACACGGGAUGCUAAAGAAUUAUGUCGUUUUCUUUUGUAACAGUGAAGAAAUGGCAGAAAACACCCAUGGCUUUCUUGUUGAUGCUAAUGCUUAACUAAGCAUAUCCCCUUUGAAGUCCCCGGUUUCUGCCACAACCUUUACAUUUAUAUUUUCAUCUUGUUACAUUUUUAGGUCGUUUUUGUAAUUAGCAAUGAAAGAUCAGUCUUUGGGAGUUUGGUGUACUUGCAGUAUUGUCUUGCUAUUGGAGGCCAUCGUGAACUAUGGAGCAAGAUGCAGUGCUUGGCUUGCUAUUGGUGACACUUUUAUAUGUUAUACGCAGAAUGUGGCGGUCCAGGUUUUGCAUCACCAAUCAACAGAACCCCAUCACAGAAGCUAAGCAGUGACUGGUGCAGAUAAACUUCAAACCAAUGGGGGUUUCAGGUUUAGAUGCAUUGUCACUGUGCAUGUUUCUGUGCUUGGUGGGUGUUUCACCAUCAUGGGGAGCUGUGGAUCCCGAGAUCAUUGCAGCUCAAUCAGCUGACCGGGUCUUCUACAUCCCAGAGCAGCCUUCUGUGAACUUCCUGCAGUAUGCGGGGCAUAUCACAGUUGACCAGAGUCAAGAGAGGGCGCUGUUCUAUUGGUUCUUUGAGGCAGCUCACAAGUCAGAAGAUAAACCUUUGCUCGUGUGGCUCAAUGGAGGGCCAGGAUGUUCUUCUGUUGGGUAUGGGGCAGCACAAGAGAUUGGACCCUUUCUGGUGAAGAAAGGACAUCAAAUAGAACUUAACCACUAUGCUUGGAACAAAGGCAAUUCUUCUGCCAACCUACUGUUCUUGGAAGCUCCUGCUGGGGUUGGAUUUUCGUAUUCAAACAACACUUAUGCUCCAGGAGACAGCGUCACAGCGUGGGAUUCCUACAACUUCUUGAACAAGUGGUUGAAGAGAUUCCCGCAGUACAGGAAUAGUGAACUGUUCAUAGCAGGGGAAAGCUAUGCAGGGCACUAUGCACCGCAACUGGCUGAAGUAAUCUUUGAUCAGAACAAGAUCUACUACUCCCUCAAUGACUCCUCUAAUUACAUCAACCUCAAAGGUUUCAUGUUAGGAAACCCAUCAUUGGACGAUGAAACAGACAGGAAAGGAAUGAUCGACUAUGCAUGGAGUCAUGCGAUGCUCUCGGACAAGGAUUACCAGUCCAUCUUGUCGAGCUGUGAUUUUACGAGGAGCGACUCAAACCAGACCGAGCAAUGUCAAAAUGGAAUGGCGAAUUACUACCGACUGUAUUCAAUGAUAGACAUGUACGGCAUCAACUCCCCAACGUGCCAUCUGCCUACCAAUUCCAGCCAUAGUUUCUUCGGCCGACUACCAAGCAACAGGACAAUGACGUCCAAGUUUAGGGUACCUGCAGCUGGUGCUGGUGGGUAUGAUGCAUGCACCAGCGACUACGUGUUUGAGUAUUUCAACCGACAGGAUGUCCAGGAAGCAUUGCAUGCUGAUCUCAACAAAGUCCCUCGCCCGUGGGACCUUUGCAGUAAUCAGGUGGGCAAUGACUGGAACGAAAGUGCGUUCUCGGUGCUCCCGGUGAUUAGGAAGCUGCUUGAUGGAGGCCUUCGAAUUUGGCUCUAUAGUGGAGAUGCAGAUGGUAGGAUACCAGUGACCUCGACGAGGUAUGCACUGACCAAGCUUGGGGUGAACAUAACCCAGGAUUGGACUCCUUGGUACAACCAAGAAGAGGUCGGAGGAUGGACAAUAAGUUAUGCAGGAGGGCUGACAAUGGCGACGGUGAGAGGAGCUGGUCACGCCGUCCCUGUACUAGCACCAGACCGCGCUCUCCUCCUCGUCUCUCACUUCCUCGACAACAUCGACUUGCCACGUGCUGCCUCUUGAUUCAUUAGUUCAUUUCUCACCAUCGUUAUAAUCCGUCUGCAAUUUUCCCCAAUCCUAGCUUAUCGUCUGUGUUUUCACUGUAAUUUCUCAUACGGUUCGUUCUAUUGUUUUGACAAUGUUGUACCAAUUUCUGUUGACGGGUUGCCUCCUUCGGUAUCUGCCUCAUUGCUUCCAGAAUCAGCAUUCAUCUGUUCUGUAACUCAUCACCAUUAAUUAGCCUCUUCAUCUUCGAACAUCUAAAGACUAAAGUCGG